Thyridium curvatum is the source of this 2115-nucleotide messenger RNA. RefSeq lists its product as uncharacterized. Gene Ontology annotation, molecular function: zinc ion binding; DNA binding. NCBI's taxonomy places the organism in Eukaryota, Fungi, Ascomycota, Sordariomycetes, Thyridiales, Thyridiaceae. Gene Ontology annotation, biological process: DNA-templated transcription. The record is from RefSeq and is a predicted model, not a curated record. The coding region runs from base 1 to 2115 and encodes 704 amino acids. The transcript has 7 exons.
AUGGACGGCAAGAAACGCAUCUCGUAUGGCGCAACCCAGCCCCAUCGUGGAUAUCUUGCGUUGGCUAACACGUUAUCUGUCUCAGCUGUCGACGCUGCCAACUUCGUAAACAGCAGCAGCGAGUGCUCAUUCCGGGACGAUGACACUCGCCGUCGACCCGUCAACCGUGCAUAUGUUGCAGCCCUCGAGGAACGGCUGGCCUCAUACGAGGCUACCAUCCGCUCCCUGCAGCAACAAUCACCGUCCAACCCCCCAUCCCAGAGCUCAACCAGUCUGCUGGCCCAGACACCCGGGACGUCCGUGCCUGUUGCAGGAACCGCUGUACCAGACCUGAUAUUUGACUACAGCGGCUCCUCUAGAGUAUCAACUCUGACCCUGCAACCAAGUCCGCAAGGCCACCGGUCUUUUUACGGCCCAACUAGUAUAUACCAAAAGGGCUGUGUCACAGAUGGCAACAACAACGACGGCAAUCGCAGAGAUCAGCCACCCCCGACGAUCAAUGCCUAUCAGGAUAUCUACCUCUCAGGGAUCUUCAAGCUCGAGGACCUUGUACUCAACGACUCUCUGUCCAUGUUCUUUCGGCAUCUGAAUGCCGAGUGUCCCUUCAUCGAUGAGACGGCUCUCGUGCAGGACUUCACCCGUAACAAGCACAUGGGCAAGUUCUGGUCAUACCCGCUCCUGUAUGCUAUCUGUCUGCUAGGCGCAAGGAUAUCACGCGACCCUCAGGUGUCAGCCACUGUCGACCCGCUCAAGCGAUGCGUCCACAAACUCCUGAGCUUCAAGCGACUCCAAAGUCCGCAUAUCACCAUCGUCCAGGCCUUUUUCUGUCUUGCAUUGUUUGAAUUUGGCGCCGGCAACAAUAGCAAGGGAUGGCUCCUCUCAGGAAUGGCUGUCCGUAUGCUCCAGGACAUGGGACUUCAUCAAGACCCACGAUUCCUGGUUCAGGACGACUCAAGCAUCAGCCUCGCCCAGGACUCACAGAUGCGGAGAAAGGUCUUUUGGGGCUGCUAUGUGACCGACAAGGUCAUCAGCUUGUAUUUCGGCCGUCCUGUGCAUCUGCGGCACGACGAUGCGGCCGUAGACUUCUUGGACCCAGAGGUCUGUCAAGCUGAGGCUGAGAGGGGUCCUGAACUCGCAGAAGUGGACUCGCCUCUAUAUACCCUAUUAGACAACUCGAUCCCUUCAUCGAUCUUGCUAAUCCAUCUAGCGGAUCUAAGCAGAAUCAUCGAGUCGAUGAUGGCAGAUGUUUUUUCUACUCGACUGAUCAAGCUGCCAAGGAAGGACCUAGUUACUCACAGAGUGGCAAAGCUUGAGGAGCUGAAUCUUCGACUUUUCCAAUGGCACACAGCCCUGCCCGAGACAUUCGCUUGGAACCAAUGGACACCCACCACUCAGACUUUGCCGCCUCAGCUGACGAUUCUUCACGCAUUGUAUCAUAGCUGUAUUAUAUCGUUGAAUCGGCACUUCAUCCGGCCAACUCCCGGGUUUGCGCGCAAGACUCAGUCUCGAGACAUCUGCAUCAGUUCUGCUGACAGUAUCAUGGCCAUCACUCGGCACUACCGAGCUCAGCAUUCCCUCGCAACCGCACCCUUGGUCUUGGUUUACAGCCUUGCCAUGGCAGCGACGGCGGUCACGUUUGCCCUUGACAGUUCCGUGUCGCCCCAUGAUCAGUCAGCAGAACUCGCGCAGCACAUGAACUUUCUUGUGAAGACACUCAACGAGUGCUCCAAGACAUAUGAGGUGGCUUCCCACAUAAGCGAGAGGCUAAAACGGGGACCGCAGAAGAAGAAGAAUGCACAGCGGGAGGAGGAAGAUGAAGAAGAGGGGGGAGAAGAGGGUGGAGAAGAAGAGGAGAUUACUCCAUCCUCACAAGAUGCAGAUGCGGAUGUCCACGACUGCUUGCAGCCAGCGCAAGUAUUACCAGAAACCGUCAUUCCCGAAGAAACGCUCCAAGUGCCCGGUGCGGAAGCGUGGGGUACUUCGUGGUGGAACGACGGCGUAAUGGGAUUCGCGCAACCUGACAACAUGGAAGGCCAGCUGGAUGUUUUGUUGACCUCGGGAGACCAGGAAGGAGACAUGAUGGCCAACUUUAACUGGAGCAAUAUGAUGAUUUAG